CCACCACAAACGCAGCAUAACGCGUCGUUCGACGUCGGUGUUUGUGUCUACGUCACGUCGGUUUAAAUUAUGUUUUAAUUACCAGCUACUGCAAAGGCAACUCUAUCGAAGCACAUAAUGCUCCCUCAAUUGCAUAACAGCACUUGCGCAUAAGUGUGUGUGUGUGGGGAAACGCCAGAGGACCGAAACACACCACACCGAAGCGAGAGAGAGAGCGGAAAAACGGCAAACACCUGAGUUGUGCUGCAUUUAAACAGUAAAAACAGAGUUUUUUGUUAAAAACUGUCGUCAUGUCCGGAUGCUGACUAUCGAUAGCGAUUAACUAUCGCAACACCAACAUUCAGUACUCGCCCAGCAAAAGUCACCACUGCGCAUUGGAGGUGGGUGGGAGUCGCCGCUAAAUAGACACUGCAGCCCUAGAAGAUGGCAAUUUCAGUGGAUUGCUGACCUGGCCACACUAAACAGCCCCGAUUUUAGUUGCUGUUUUUUUUACAUAACUCGCCACAUUCGUUCGCCUCGGAAUCCGUGAUAUAUAAUAUACAUGAUAAUAUAAUAUAUUAUGGCCGUUUUCCUGAUCAACGUCUGCAAGUACAAUGGCUGCGGCAUCACAUUUCCGAGCUUGAGCGAUCUGAUUUCCCACAUCGAGGACACCCACAUAGACUAUGACCCGAAGGUGGUCGAACAGAAGGAGCAGGCCCAGCCUGCCUGCCUGCCCUUGAGCUACGUCCUGCGCUUCAUCACCGAGGAUAACCGCAAGGAGGCGGGCUCGUUCCUGGCCAGCAACACUACCGCCCCACCGACCACCAACAGCGGAUCCAACUCCGCUGGCCAUGGAAAUGGCAAUGCGGAGCUCAAGCGAAAGCUGGCUAUUAAACACCACAGCUACAGUAUGUCCUCGUCCAACCGCAGCACUACGCCUACAGGCAGCGAAAUGGACGAGGACGAAAUGGUGGUCACGGAGUCGGAGGAUAGCAACGACUCGUGGACCACCGAGGAGUUUAGCUCCGAAUUUAUCAUGCGCUAUGGCAGCAGGCAUUCCGGUGGCGGAAACAAUGGCACGCCUGGCAAUGAAAAACCCUUCGCCUGCCCUGUUCCGGGAUGCAAAAAGCGUUACAAGAACGUCAACGGCAUCAAGUACCAUUCAAAGAAUGGCCACAAAAAGGAUGGAAGAGUUCGCAAGGGCUACAAGUGUCACUGCGGCAAGAGCUACAAGACGGCCCAGGGCCUGAAGAACCACGCUCUGCACACUCACAACUCGCAGCCGGACAGUGUGCUGAAUGCCCAGUUGGCCAAUGCCUUGGCCAUAGGCGAUGGCGCAUCCACUACGCCAGUGGGCAGCAGCAACACCUCCAACCCGAACCCGCCGCCCGUCAUUCAGCGCAGCAACUCGCCGUCGCAGUCGCUGGGCUCUCUGAGUCCGUCGAGCAUCAGCAACAUGUCGAGCAGCGCCAGCAGUUGUCACGGAGGCAGCAGCAGCCUGUCUGGGAAUGGAAAUAAUAAUGGCAACAAUGGUAGCACACCCAGCAACACUGCCAUUCUCACCGGCAAUGCGAAUGUCCUGCAGCAGCUCAGCGCCGGGAAUGUGGUCACCCUGACCAAUCUUCCCACCCAGCAGCAGCAGCAACAGCAGCAGCAACUCCAUCAGAACACUGCAACAGAAACCUCUUACUCCUGCUCAAACAACAGCAACCUCAGCAAUCCGAACAGCAACCACAGCAGCAGCGAUUCCAGCAAGCCUCCGAUGACUGUGCUAUCCGCCGUGCAUAAGAGGUCCACAGCAAUUGCUCCUGCAAAACCGCCCACCACGGGAAACUCCCUGCCCAUGCAGAUCUCGCCCAACUUCAUUGAGCAUAAGUAUUCGGCGCUGGUCAUGAAGGAAAAGUUCUUCUUGAAUCUAAGGGCCGGCAAAGCGGUGUCCAAUUCUUCCGGAGGCGACGGAGUGACUGCUACUUUGGGACACCAAUCGGAUGUGGGCAUUUCUGGAGGGUCAGGAGGAGGCGGCGGCUUGCGGGCAGUUGCUGUGGGCCAAAUGUGCGCGCUUCAAAACGAGCACAUUCACCAAAAUCUCUACAAGAAAACGAUUAACUGAUCAUCAGAUCGGAUGAAAUGUGGCAACCGGAGAUGCGGAGACGCUGGGCGCCGUUGAAAAGCAAGAGAGUUGGCUGUGAUGAUGUAGUAACUAACUGACUAACAAAACCGGACGAGAGGCGGAGCAAGAGGAUUCGUCAAUAUGGCAGAGAUGGGAAAAGGAUGCAUCGAUAAGAGGAGAGUGAUUAAAGCAGUGGAGGAGCUGGGUGUCGCCCUAAGAUCCUUAGAGAAGUUUUCCAAGACAAGGCAACAAGAAGCAAGAAUUUCCAUUGGCUUCCAAACAAAAUACUACAAAAUGCAAAAACAAAUUCCAUGCAUUUCGCAAUUAUGAAAAUAUCACACACAAGCACAUAACAAAAAACAUUAAAACUAAUCUCAAACAUAAUAAGCAGGAAAUUCUUAAAAUACAUAAACUGUACAUAAAUUUGGCCUGCUUAGAAAAGCUUCUCUAAAACAGCUUUAGAUAAUUUUAAAAUUAAAAUGAAAAAAAAUCGAAACAAAACAAAAAAUCGAAAAAAGAAUUAAUUAUACACACCACAAAAUUUUAGUAAAUAUAUUUGGAGAUCUUUCUUCAACUAGUCAUUAUUGUAGUUAAAUUAAAUUUUUGAUUUUAUACACUCAUAAAAACCAAAACUUUCUAACUGACUGGUUGGUGGAAUCCCCAAACCCUCUAUUUAUACCUUUAGAAACUUUCCCCUGUACAACUUCAAUGAAAUCUUAUUCAGGGGUUCCGCCAAUCAGUUGAUGAAAUCAUUUUUAAUUCAAAAGUCAUAAAUUGGCAAAAAAAUACACAAGAAGUAAGGAAGGAGAGAAUGGCGCAGGAAAAUGGAAAACGCUUUCGAGCAGACCAUUUGAAUUAGGAAAAUUUAAGGUCGCAAACUUGCCAAGGCAACUUCAAGCGAGCCAAAAAACUGCAGAUCCGAUGCAAAAAUUGAUAAAUGUCGAAUAUUUCAAGAAAAAAGAAAAAUAGUUAGCUACAAAUUUAGGGGAAGCCAGGAGGCGUUUCCACUUAGGAGCCACAAUAACUCUACAGUAGUUAUAGUAUUAUACUUAUAAAGCACGCUAUUAUUUAUACAACAGAGCAUACAUAUGUAGCUGUGUGAGUGUGUGUCCGUGCAUGUAUUGUAAUUGUUUAUUUAUAGUGUUCGAAAGUCCCUAAGUGUAAAGUCCCCCAAAAAACAUAUACAAAAUAUACGAUACGAAAACAAACAUAUAUUUGUGGAUACUCUCGACGAUUGUAUUUCAUUGCAUGCCUCUAAAUUUGAUCGAACUUCCUAUCCUAGCAGAAUCGGGUUCCUUAAACAUUCAACCAGAACAAAAACAAUGAAAUUUUUAAUAUACGAUAUUUAUGUCAAGUAUACCUACAUCAAUUUAGUCAGCCGCCAAAACAAAACAAACAAAACCUUUUCAGAGCGCAUUUCGCAGACGCCCAGCGUCUUAAAAAGUAAUCACAACUAAAAUAAAUAGUUCAGAAUCCCUAAAGAGAUAUAACACCUAGCUAUCGAUGCAUACUUACAUCUAGAUAAAAUAUCUUUAAGUCCUCACGCUUAAGCGACUCCCAACGGAUCGCCCUAGUUUAGCCAAACAACUUUUAUAUAGAAGGAACUAUCUUCGGUCCACCGGAGCCCCAUCGAGUUUUCAGGCAGGAGGUAUAUGAAUACCAUCCCUGCCUUAUCACUCGCUUUCAAACUUUCAAAAUGGAUAAUGAACUCAAAACCCUCUAAUGAAAACAAUAAAUUGAGUAUGUCAUCUUAUAUAAGACUGCUGUUAUGUUCGUAAAUAUAUUUAAUAUAUGUAUGUAAAAUUAACGAAAAACAAAACACACACAAAAAAAGUAAUAAAACAAAAAUAACAUUUAAAUAAAAAAAAUCACAAAAUCCAGAAAAUGAAUAAAAACCUAAUGAAUAGUUAACGUAUUCGUACUCUACCUACAUACUAUGUACUAUAUAAUGUAUUGUAAUUGUAAUUUACUAAUAUCGUAAUAUUACGUAGAGAAUUAACUAAAGUCUAAACAUAAACCAUCGACAUCCACAUCAACACGGCCGCAAGAUAGUCCUGACAAAAGGGCUUAUUGACACAUUCACAUGCGCCACAAAAAAACAUUAUCAUCCACAAAAACAACAAAAUGUAGUAAAAUAUUCUCUUUUUGCUUUAUGUGAUCUAUUACAUACUACAUAUACAUAUGUAUAAUAAAAAUGUCCUUCAAAAACAAA
Messenger RNA from Drosophila rhopaloa, 4301 nucleotides. Its product is annotated as homeobox protein 5. NCBI's taxonomy places the organism in Eukaryota, Metazoa, Arthropoda, Insecta, Diptera, Drosophilidae. The transcript has 7 exons. Bases 560 to 2089 code for a protein of 509 amino acids. Gene Ontology annotation, cellular component: nucleus. The record is from RefSeq and is a predicted model, not a curated record.